AUGACUAUCCAAAUCGAGCCCUCCGAGUUGGGCUUCAAGCGUCCUUUCACCCAGGAAGUGUGCCAGGUUCUUCGCCUGACCAACCCCAACCAUGAGGGUGUGGUCUUUAAGGUCAAAACCACCGCUCCCAAGCAUUACUGCGUGCGCCCGAACUCUGGUCAUAUCCAGCCGGGCCAGACUGUUGAGGUUCAAGUGCUGCUUCAGGCCAUGAAGGAGGAUCCCGCCCCUGAUGCCAAAUGCAAGGACAAGUUCCUAGUCCAGGCCGUCUCUGUCACCAGUGGAUUGGAGGAUGCGAGUGUUUCACAGAUCUUUGAUCAAACCCCGAAGACCGAUGUCGUUGAACGCAAGAUCCGAGUCGUCUACCUAGCUACCGAUGCCUCUGACGAGAAUGGCCCCGAUUCGGUCCAUGACGAGGAACCUCCUUCCUACACCUCUCCUGGCGGAAACUUCCAGACUCCGGCUCCGAAGAAGAUUGACACCGAUGAAGCGUCCCCGAUUCCUGCCCCCAAUUUCUCCGAGAAGACCAAGUCCGAGACUCCGCAGCGCGAGCCCACGUCUAUCGUUGCAAGUGCCAAAUCUGCUGUUGCCAACGCUCUGCCUUCCACCGACGAAUUGAAGUCCCAGUUGGCCGAAGCCAACGCACAAAUCCAGCGACUUAAAGACCGACUUGCAGAUCAAGGACUGAGACAGCGCAAGACCGGCACAGAGACCACCGGCACAGCCAUUCCCGCCACCAUGCAGCAAUCACAUGCGCCUGCAGCCAGUGGGGUUCCGAUCCAAGCUGUCGCAUUCCUCUGUCUUCUCAGCUUCCUGAUCGCCUACUUCUUCUUCUAA
Messenger RNA from Penicillium bovifimosum, 834 nucleotides. RefSeq lists its product as uncharacterized. Gene Ontology annotation, molecular function: FFAT motif binding. Gene Ontology annotation, cellular component: plasma membrane; endoplasmic reticulum membrane. Bases 1 to 834 code for a protein of 277 amino acids. NCBI's taxonomy places the organism in Eukaryota, Fungi, Ascomycota, Eurotiomycetes, Eurotiales, Aspergillaceae. Gene Ontology annotation, biological process: endoplasmic reticulum membrane organization. The record is from RefSeq and is a predicted model, not a curated record. The transcript has 7 exons.